Emiliania huxleyi CCMP1516 is the source of this 857-nucleotide messenger RNA. RefSeq lists its product as hypothetical. NCBI's taxonomy places the organism in Eukaryota, Haptophyta, Isochrysidales, Noelaerhabdaceae. Bases 35 to 688 code for a protein of 217 amino acids. The transcript is spliced from 3 exons. The record is from RefSeq and is a predicted model, not a curated record.
AUCGCCGGGCGACCGUCGGGAGCUGGAGGCGGCGAUGGCGGCGGAGGAGGCAGAGCUCGACCGCCAGCUCGAGCUCGAGCGCCGCCUCGCCGCCGCCAACAACACCCAGCCACAGGCGCGACCGCGUCCGGCGGCGAGCUCUCCCACCAGAAGCGUCGCUCUCCCCUCCCCGCAGAGCAGCGGAGGCCGCGCUUCCGGUAGGGCAGCGGGAGACACGGCUGGCGGCUCCCCCGCAGCGCGGCGCGCCCCUUCCACCGCGGCCUCCUCAGCCCGCGGCGGCGGCGGCAGCGGCCGCUCUUGUGCAGGCGGCAGGGGCUACUUGCCAUCGCGCGGGCAUCCGUCUGAGGCGGCGAGUGGGGAGAGGCGGUCGGGCGCGGAGCCGCGUAACUACGCGCGCGAGGAGCGGGAACGGCUCCGUAGCAUGCGCGCCGCGAGGGCCGAGGCGGAGGCGGCGGCCGCCGAGGACGAGGCGCGCCGCCGAAGCAGCGCCGAGGGCUUGCGGCGCCGCUCCGUCUCCGAGGCGCGAGUGAAGCUCGCCGACCUCGGCAUCGACGAGGAGCAGAGCUGCGGCUCACCGCACCGGCGCACAGUCCGCAGGCCCGCGGCACUCAUGGCGCAGGAGACGGCCGAGGCGCGGGCAGCAGCCGCCGUGCCCGCCGCGCACAAGCAGGGCGCCGCCGUGCCCUAGAUGCUUUCCCUGUGAAACCGCCGCCCCAACUCUCUGCAUGGCCGUGUCGAGAGCGGGUAAUACGCAGCGCAUUCACUCCCUCCCCGUCUAUCAAAGGCGCCGUACCUGCUUACCUUCGUCGGCGUCAGCAAGAGUGGGCCGAGGACGCAGCGGCGACGGCGGAGCGAGA